Molecule: messenger RNA, 744 nt
Organism: Limulus polyphemus (Atlantic horseshoe crab)
Lineage: Eukaryota; Metazoa; Arthropoda; Merostomata; Xiphosura; Limulidae
Product: protein chibby homolog 1-like
Exons: 4
Coding region: 15-560 (181 amino acids)
Source: RefSeq, a predicted model, not a curated record
CAGUUUUCAUAUUGAUGCUAUCUGCUAUUAAGACAAUAUUAUUUUUCCUUAAAUUAAAAAACAAAUUAAAUCCCGACUAUGGCGCUGUUUGUGACGGCGUGCGAGUGAUAUGUUUUUAUUUCAUAUUUAAAAGAAUUCUUCGUAAAGGACAUCUAAAAUUAGUUUCAAAAAUGCCUCUUUUUGGCAGCAAGUUCUCCCCCAAAAAGACAACUCCACGAAAAUCACCAUCUCUCUCUAACCUUACUCAGAGUUUAGACCCUGGUCAUACUCAAGAGGAACUGGGUCUUAACUAUGGACCAAUUAAGCUACGCCUUGGAAAUCAACAAGCUAAAUUUGAAAAUGGACAAUGGGUUACAGAACCAAAAAAUGCGAGUGUGUCGUCCAAAGAAAUAGAGGAAUUAAAACAAGAAAACAAACGUUUGAUCGAAGAAAAUAAUUUCCUGAAGUACAAGUUAGAGAUUAUGUUAGAUUUGCUUACUGAGAAAACGCUUGAUUUUUAUCUCCAGGAGGAAGAAGUAGAACAGUUAAAGACAAAAAAUUUUGGAAGAAGUAAAAGUUAAUGUUCAUUGAGUCACACUAGAAUGUUAUUCUUGUAUUUCAGUUUAUGAUAAGUAAUUGUUUUACAUGUAAAUCUUUUUUGUAUGAAUUAUAAGCUAUUUAAAAUCUGAAGAUGAUAAAUAUGGCAUAUUUAUAAUAUCACUGUAAUUGUUAAAAGAAGUAUUUAAAAAAAUAUAAAGAACUUGA